Messenger RNA from Solanum dulcamara, 761 nucleotides. RefSeq names its product ubiquitin-40S ribosomal protein S27a-like. The coding region runs from base 116 to 586 and encodes 156 amino acids. Lineage: Eukaryota; Viridiplantae; Streptophyta; Magnoliopsida; Solanales; Solanaceae. The transcript is spliced from 2 exons. The record is from RefSeq and is a predicted model, not a curated record. Gene Ontology annotation, cellular component: cytoplasm; ribosome; nucleus. Gene Ontology annotation, molecular function: structural constituent of ribosome; protein tag activity; ubiquitin protein ligase binding. Gene Ontology annotation, biological process: translation; modification-dependent protein catabolic process; protein ubiquitination.
UAGAACCCAUAAAUUCUCCAGAAACCCUAAUUCCGCAUUUUAUCUUUUUCAUCCUUCAACUCUCCGUGCAGCGGCACUCUUCACCUUCAUAUCUGGGUGCACCAAGUGGUGAAAAAUGCAGAUCUUUGUGAAGACCCUAACGGGCAAGACUAUUACCUUAGAGGUAGAGUCAUCGGACACCAUUGACAAUGUUAAGGCUAAGAUCCAGGACAAGGAAGGCAUUCCACCAGACCAGCAGAGGUUGAUUUUCGCAGGUAAGCAGCUCGAGGAUGGACGAACACUAGCUGACUACAACAUUCAGAAGGAAUCCACCCUCCACCUUGUCCUUCGUCUCCGUGGUGGUGCCAAGAAGCGUAAGAAGAAGACUUACACCAAGCCUAAGAAGAUCAAGCACAAGAAGAAGAAGGUUAAGCUCGCUGUCCUCCAGUUUUACAAGGUUGAUGAUACUGGUAAGGUUCAGAGGCUCCGUAAGGAGUGCCCCAACGCUGAGUGUGGUGCCGGGACCUUCAUGGCUAACCAUUUUGAUAGGCACUAUUGUGGAAAAUGUGGCCUUACCUAUGUUUACCAGAAAGCUGGUGGUGAUUAGCUGAGUGUUACUUUGCCUAUUUCUUUAUCUUUGUUGCUUUUUCGCCAACAGUCUAGUUUUUUCCCCACAUUCAUCCUCUACUCUCUGUUAAUGUGUCUUGUUUGUGACAAGAUGUAAUGAAUUUGAAUUAUGGAUCAUGUUUGUAGCUUAAGAAGUUAUUUAUUUUGUCAGUUAA